AUGCGGCGCGUCCAGCAGCAGCGCGUUGGCGCAUUCGAUAAACUUAAGACUUUGUUUUCCAGAGCUCCUGUGCUGAUCCAGCCAGAUCCAUCUAAACAAUUCAUCCUCGAAGGAGACGCUUCCGACUCUGGUGUGGGGGCAGUCUUAUCCAAAAGACUCGACGCGGAUCAAAGAGUUCAUCCAUGUGCCUUCUUCUCUGGUAGACUUUACCCCACAGAGCAGAACUACGACGUUGGAGACCGAGAACUCUUGGCCAUCAAGCUGGCAUUGGAGGAAUGGAGACACUGGCUGGAGGGAGCUGAGCACCCGGUUCUUGUUUGGACAGAUCACAAGAACCUAGCCUACAUCCAGUCUGCAAAACAAGCCAAUCCUCGUCAGUCUAGGUGGUCCCUAUUUUUCUCUCGUUUCAACCUCAUUAUUUCUUACAGACCCGGAUCAAAGAACGUCAAACCCGAUUCUCUCUCUCGUCUUUACUCCGUUGAUCAAUCCGAGACGCCUGAACCUGUCCUUCCCGCAUCCUGCACUGUUGGAGUGGUCACCUGGGAGAUCACCGAUCUUAUUAACUCUGCCCUGGCUUCUGAACCUGACCCAGAAAUAAGGCUUCACACCAACCACCCUCAGGUCUGUUGCAUCCUCUCCCAGUUCCCACUCGCCCCUGGUCUCACAUUGCUAUCGACUUCGUCACUGGUCUCCCUAUCUCCCAAGUAUGCCCUGUACACUGUGCUGGAUGUGCCCUAUGACUUCUCCAUUAAAGACAUGCCAAACUUGAGAAACUGGUGGUGCGUCAUGUUAAUGGAGAAUCUGGAACUUGGCAGUGAGUUUGCAGCUGUGGUGACGGUCAGAGUUUCAGCAGCUGUGAAUAAAAACAUGUUGCUGGGUGAUGAUGGUUGGUUCAUCAUGAAGGUCGUGCUGCUGCUCAUGCUCCUCACAGUGUCAGGAUGUGAAAGCAUCAGAGUUGUUGGUCAAACAGGUCAGAAUGUGACUCUGAACUGUACAUAUGAUAUCAUUAAGAUGGGAGCGUUGCAUGCUUGCUGGAAUAAAGGACAGAUACCGAAUUGGGGACGCUGCAACAAUAAGCUGAUCUCUACAGAUGGAUAUAAAGUUAUAAAGGAGACCAGAGUUUCCAGCAGGUAUCAGCUACUGGGACGACUGGAUGAAGGAGACGUUUCUCUGACAAUCCUGAACCUCACUGAGGAAGAUGCUGGACUUUAUGGAUGCAGAGUGGAGAUACCUGGGUGGAACAAUGAUCAGAAACAUCAUUUUGUGUUGUUUGUUGAAAAAGCUCCAGACCUGUCAACGUCAGCGCCAUCAGGCACACUGACGCAAACACAGAGGACAGAUGCUUCUCAGACAACAGAUCUCAUGACCACAGACAACCUCCUGACUCCCUACACCAACAGCAGCAACACAGCUGAGCUUCAGCAGAAGGGCAACAUGCUGACGGUGGUUCUGGUGUGCGUUCUGUUCUUCUUGGUGGUUCUUGUCACUAUAAUCGGACUCUUCAUUAUGGCCAGAAGAUGGGGGCAGCUCAAACUGACUCUACAACAGCGGCGGCAGCCAGACCAGUUUACCUCCACCUCUUCCACCCUGCAGCUGCACCAUCGAGGCUCGGCGAUAGAGAACAUCUAUCAAAUAGACGGAGGCCCUGAGGGAGGCGACUACGAGGUCUGCCCCUGAGCUCUGAGGCUGGGUCCCUUUUCUUUACAGCUGACAUCAUUUAAUGCAGCAGCGUCAUAGAAACAUGUAGCGGGACAAAUGAAGCAGCAUCAUCUUCAGUCAGAGAGGUGUACUGAGGAUCAUCCAAUCAGAACAUCAGCUCUACUGCGUCUCUGAGGUUAAGGUUCAUAUCAGAGGAUGUUGGAAGCAGAUAAACUCAGAAGAAAUGUCUAGAAACUGCUCUGGUUUUCCCUGUGGCAUUAAACUAGAGUAGAUUACAUAGGACCGCAUUAUAACCCAACUGGGCCAGACCCAGCAGGAGGUUUUAAAACAAGCAUACUCUGCCAGAACAAUAAAGGCCCAGAUUUAACACCAGGAAACAGCGACGGCUUCCUCCUUUUACAAACUGUGCUUCUGUUAGAUAUUAUUUUAAGCUGUGAGAUAAAAUCAUCAGUUAAUAAUGUGGAUUUGACUAAAUACAUGAUAUAUGUAUAUAUCUAUAUGUGUACUAUGUUCUUUGCUAUGACAGUCUCUCUAACAUGGUUAACAGUCAUUUGAAUGGCAGAACAAACUUUGUUGUUUUCCAUCUGAAUCCAGUAG
Messenger RNA from Cyprinodon variegatus (sheepshead minnow), 2256 nucleotides. RefSeq lists its product as uncharacterized. The transcript is spliced from 12 exons. The coding region runs from base 1 to 1677 and encodes 558 amino acids. The record is from RefSeq and is a predicted model, not a curated record. NCBI's taxonomy places the organism in Eukaryota, Metazoa, Chordata, Actinopteri, Cyprinodontiformes, Cyprinodontidae.